CAUUACAGCUUUGUAUUCUUUAACGGAACAAUACAGUGACGUUUUCUAGUUUCGAUUUUACUUAACAGCCACGGACAAAUACAAAUAAAAACACAACGGACACCAACGGAUCAGCAUAAAAGGAUGAAUUUUAAGUCCUGUGAUUCUAAUUGUUAAGAUUGAGUGACUGCAGCAGGACGUGGGAAAACAAAAUUCUGUUCGCUGAGAUUUAAUUGUGGUACGAAAAUAAGUCGUGAAGUAAACUGACCUACGAGAAUGUCUUCAGCUAAGAUUAUUACAUCGUUCUUGCUGGUCGCAGCUUUGACGCUCUUCUUAGCACAGAUCUCUGACAGUCGCCCCCUGAGAAAAUUCCGUCGCAUGAAAAAUCGUCAGCGAAUUGUCCAGGAUGACAGCGACGACGAUGAAAGUUCCGAGUGCGGUGACAGUGGCGACGUUGACAGCGAUGACGGGGACGAUGACAACGGAGACGACAGCAAUGAGAAUCCAUGUAAGAAACCUACGACCACGACAUCGCCGACCACAACUCAAGCCACGACGACUCAAGCUACGACUCAAGCCACCACAUCGGUCAAGAACACGACCAUGCCCCCAACAACGACAACGGUGGCGACAACGACCAUGCCCCCUACAACGACAACGGUGGCGACCACAGCGAUGACGACCACGACAGCGAUGACGACCACGCAAGCCGUACUGACAACGCCACCAGGCAGGACUCUGCGAGGAUCCGAAACUCAUGCAAAGGAAGUCUUGAUUAUACGAACAAGCCACAAGUGGAAGGAAUGACGUCUGGGUACAUCUAUGGCUCUCUCGUG
Molecule: messenger RNA, 815 nt
Organism: Asterias rubens (European starfish)
Lineage: Eukaryota; Metazoa; Echinodermata; Asteroidea; Forcipulatida; Asteriidae
Product: coiled-coil domain-containing protein 80-like
Exons: 3
Coding region: 256-786 (176 amino acids)
Source: RefSeq, a predicted model, not a curated record